CUGCAGCUCGAGCUGAGGGCAAAUUAGUGUGAUACAGACAACAGCAGAAUGAAGUCCAAAUUUGCAUGCAUUUUGCUUUUCAGCUGCCUGAUUAGCUAUGUGAUGGCCCAGAAGGCCGAAGUGGCCCAGCAGGUUGUCAGCUGCAUGACGGAGAAUGGCGUUACGGGGGAAGAGCUGAAUGGUCUGAAAUCCGGUGAUGUGAAGCUGGAGGAUGUCAAGGACAAUGUGAAGUGUGCCUCGCAGUGCGUCAUGGCCAAGCUGGGCUUCAUGAAUAGCAAAGGUGUGAUACAAGAGGACAAGGUAAUGGACUUCUUCAAGGACGAUCCCAUGAAGGAGCAGGCGGAAAAGGCUUUGGAGGCCUGCGGCAGUACCACCGGUGCCAAUCCCUGUGACACGGCCUUCCAAAUUAUGGUCUGCCUAGAGAAGCAUGUCAACGAUCUGAUGAAGGCAUAAAUGAGCCUAUACAAGGGGAAGCCAGGGCAUAUACAAACAUACAUAUAAUGUAAUACAAUAGUUUGGACAUUCACAAAAUCUAAUAUACACACAGAAUAUCUACUUGAGCCGAGCAAAUAAAUUUCUUAAGCAU
Drosophila navojoa is the source of this 586-nucleotide messenger RNA. RefSeq names its product Odorant-binding protein 56g (gene Obp56g). The record is from RefSeq and is a predicted model, not a curated record. NCBI's taxonomy places the organism in Eukaryota, Metazoa, Arthropoda, Insecta, Diptera, Drosophilidae. Gene Ontology annotation, molecular function: odorant binding. Gene Ontology annotation, biological process: sensory perception of smell.